GGGUCUUUUAGUGGGAUCUAUAACCACAAGGUCACUUGUGGUCCGUCGGUGAGGAACGAUGCACAGUUCUGCUUUCAGCCAUACUGAACCUAUGACUCUAGGUUCUCCUCCAGUAAACUCGAUUGGGACAGGGUCAAGUACUUCACCAGGCACUUGCCAAUAUCUUCCAGGAUUUUUAAUGAGUGAAAAUCCACAGGUCCUAGAGACGGUAUCGACAAGCUCAGAAUCUAAAGUUUCACGCCAAAAUGCAUUUUCACUUUCUGGGAAUUCGCACAAUAUACCAGCUUCACAGUAUAACAACAAACUGCAACCACGCUAUUUAAGUCAAGCUCAUGAGUCAAUUGGACGUCGUUUAACAUCACCUCCUACACGAAGUAUGUGGUCAACCGUUGGUGGUGCUGGUGUCCGUUCAAAGCCCAGCGCAGACAAUUUCGGUGGAAUAAAACACAGUACACCAAAUUACACUCUUGGUUCAUCGACGAAUCCUCCUGUAAAACAAAUAGGUGUUAGUCCUUUCCAGUCACCGGGUGAUUCUAGUUAUCAUCGAACACCUUUGCAUAAUGUUGUAAAUAAUCGCCCACUUUUAGUUGGGUCACCACUCCAUAAUAACAGUAUUCUUGCAAAUAUAAACGAUGGGAAUAAGAAGCAAGAUGUUAUUAGUACACCUGAUCGUUUAGCGGAGGCUUUGCUUUCACAUCGAAGUUCCAACGACUUUGAUAAUGCGAAUCCACACGAUUGUUGGGUAACUGUUUUCGGGUUCCCUCCAUCACGAGCUGCAUUUAUUCUUAACCAGUUCGCUCAAUUGGGUACAAUAGAAAAACAUGUGAUUACAAACAGUGGCAAUUGGAUGCAUAUUAAAUAUCAAAAUAAAAUGCAAGCUCAUUGUGCUUUAAGUAAAAAUGGCAAAGUAUUCGGGGAUAAUACCAUGGUCGGUGUAUCAGUCUGUAAUGAUUCGGAAGUUAUGAAUGAUGACAAGUGUGGUCUGUUUUCAAAGCAAACAAACCCAUGUAGCAUGAAUGAUUCCUUAUUUCUUAGUCCGUCAAAUGGUCAUCACAAUCCAAUGAAUAUGAAACGUACUACUGAUGAAAACUGUAAAACAACAACCGGUGCAAUGAAUAAAACACCAUUACGCGAUUUAAGCGGACUAAGGUCAUUGAAUGGUGUCGUCGGCGUUGGUAAUGGUGCAACUAACUCUGGCAUUGAUUCUGCUAAUAUUUUUACAGACAAAUCAGCAAAUAAUAUUGGAAGACAUAAUUCUAUGCGAUCACUAGCUGCAUCGACACGACCAACAAAUUUAUCACGAACUACGAGUGUUCGACAGGAUAGAGAUUCAGGAUUAUUUUCUAAAGCAUUAGGUUAUAUGUUUGGCUGGUCAUAGAAACAAAAAAAAACCACUUGACAUAUCUGUAUUCCCAUUCAAUAGACUGAUUUGUUUAAAUGUAUCAUUUAUUGUCGUUGAUCCAUGUCUCAAUAUUACAUACAAUCAGUUUCUUCUUUUUUUUUUUUUAAAAUAAACAGUUAUUGUUUCACCUUCUUUUUAACCAUUUGUGAAAUAGAAGUAUUGAAUUAUCUUUAUACAACAAUCUUAUUCUUAAUUUUUUUUGUUCACCUUAUUAUUCAAAAGAUUUUAUGAAGUAAACUACAAUAAAAAAAGUAUUCGGUAUUAUUUGUUGAGUCUUAACCGGGUUGAUGGACAUGGAGAGUCCACCUAGGCGAGUUGGAACACCUUGAUUUCAAACCAAUGGGCUCCAGUAUCCUGAAGCAACAAA
Schistosoma haematobium is the source of this 1769-nucleotide messenger RNA. Its product is annotated as Nucleoporin nup35. Lineage: Eukaryota; Metazoa; Platyhelminthes; Trematoda; Strigeidida; Schistosomatidae. Gene Ontology annotation, cellular component: nuclear pore nuclear basket; nuclear membrane; nuclear pore central transport channel. The coding region runs from base 59 to 1378 and encodes 439 amino acids. The record is from RefSeq and is a predicted model, not a curated record. The transcript has 8 exons. Gene Ontology annotation, molecular function: phospholipid binding; structural constituent of nuclear pore; single-stranded DNA binding. Gene Ontology annotation, biological process: NLS-bearing protein import into nucleus; nuclear pore organization; regulation of DNA-templated transcription.